UCAGCACUACUUCUUCUUUGCCACAGAAGGCUUAGGCAGUAUCUGGUCUCCGAGAGGCAGAGAGAAACGCAGAGCAGCCGACGGAAAUCCAGUCUGGCAACGAUGACCGCAGCCACAGCUACAGUGCAGCAGCGGUACCGGGAGCAGGGCUUUGCCUCAGCGCUGCCCGUGCUGAGCGAGGCAGAGCUGAGGGAGGCCAGACAGGCCUUCGCUGAGCUGGAGAAGGAACGUGGUGAAGAAUACACCCAGUACGGCCUCCACAAUGUGCACCUUCAGUAUCCGUGGGUGAUGGGCCUGGCCAAUCACCCGCGUGUUCUACGGGCGGUCACGGCCGUCCUGGGCCCUGACGUCAUCCUGCUGGACUCGCGCUUCAUCUGUAAAUACCCGGCGCUCCAACCAGCGCACGUGCAGACAAGCGGAGGAGAGUCCAAACUGGGUGAAGGGAGCGGAGAGGACGGACUUCCGUACGUGGCCUGGCAUCAGGACCUGAGGUACUGGGGCGUCGCUGGCGGCCCGGUUCUGUCUGUGUGGCUUGCUUUAGAUGACUCCGUGAAGGAGAACGGGGCCCUUCAGGUCAUCCCAGGGAGCCACUGCUCCGGCGUGCUGCCUCAUCGCCAGGCCUCCCGCCCCGGAAACAUGCUGUCGGUGAACCAGGAGAUCCCGGAGGAGCUGGUGCGGGUGGAAGAAGCCGUGGUUUGCCCCCUGUUAGCAGGACAGAUGUCUAUUCAUGAUGGACUCCUUGUUCACGCCAGUGAUGCCAACAUGUCACAAAGGAGACGCUGCGGGUUCGUCGUCCGAUAUGUUCCCACCUGCGCCUUUCCCACAGAGGAUCCUGACCGUCCCAGGAAAUUUCAUGCCACCAUGUUGGUCAGUGGAACCGACAACUUCAACAAUUUCUCUAAACAAAGUCAAUGAGGACUUGCUUUUGUUCUUUACCUAAAAAUCAGUUUCUGAUAAAUAACACUGAAAACAAAACUCCAGAUUUCUGUGGCGUAAGCACUAAACUAUAGAGACCUAAAAUCUCUCUGCUGUUUAUAAAUGUCUGUUUUUUGUUUGUUGUCAGUUAGGGCAUUUAGGAGCUUCUGUUCUGUCACUUGACUUGACUUUCUCAGUAUUUAUUUUCUGACAUUUAUGAAAUCAAUAAAAGCUCUGUCAAUGCAAUUUAUUGUUAUAAAGUUGUGUUUGCAAAAACGUCCAAAUUUGUUUGU
Molecule: messenger RNA, 1208 nt
Organism: Betta splendens (Siamese fighting fish)
Lineage: Eukaryota; Metazoa; Chordata; Actinopteri; Anabantiformes; Osphronemidae
Exons: 7
Coding region: 103-915 (270 amino acids)
Source: RefSeq, a predicted model, not a curated record